AAUGUGGAAAAAAAAAAAAAAAGUAAAAAUCAUAAUACGGCUAUCCUAUGUAUUGUUGGUUCAUUUCUUUAGACAGGAAUAUGCAAAUUAAACAACGAGCAUACUGAAGAAUAGUGAGCAAGAAUGGCUACUUGUUCUUCUUUAUCUUUCUCCCUUUCGUCAGAAUUGCUUCCAUCUGCCUCUACACACAAACCCAAUUCCCUUUCAUGGUCUUCUUCUUUACCCCAACUCAAACUCUCCAUUCCAUGCCCUUCAAAUCUCUCUCUCCACAAGAAAUUUGUCAUUGAGGCUGCUUGGACAAGAAGAUCUCGGAGUGAAGCUGCAAAAAGGCCCAACAGGAAAUCAUGGAAACAAAGAACAGAUAUGUAUUUGAGACCUUUUUUACUAAAUGUUUUCUUUUCAAAACGAUUUAUCCAUGCAAAAGUCAUGCAUCGAGGAACCAGCAAGGUGAUCUCUGUUGCUACCACAAACGCGAGAGACUUAAGGAACUCAUUGCCAUCCCUUACUGAUAAUGAUGCUGCCAGGGUUAUAGGCAAGUUGAUUGCAGAGCGAUCAAAAGAAGCUGAUGUCUAUGCCAUUGCAUACGAACCCGGGAAGAAUGAGCGGAUAGAAGGCAGACUUGGGAUUAUUCUUGAUACUAUUCAACAAAAUGGCAUCAUAUUUGUUUAAAAUUUCACUUUGUGUAAUUCUUACUUGCAACUAGCUAUAUUAGUUUUUUCAGGAUCAGUUAUUCUCAGCUAUUGGAACAUAUACGUCUUCUUCUGUA
Molecule: messenger RNA, 766 nt
Organism: Lycium ferocissimum
Lineage: Eukaryota; Viridiplantae; Streptophyta; Magnoliopsida; Solanales; Solanaceae
Exons: 2
Coding region: 124-669 (181 amino acids)
Biological process (GO): translation
Cellular component (GO): ribosome
Molecular function (GO): structural constituent of ribosome; 5S rRNA binding
Source: RefSeq, a predicted model, not a curated record